CGGAGUUCUGCUGCAGUUUUACCGGAAGACAAAUGGGAAAAACGCGAACAUCCACCGUGACACCUGCGUUCCCGUCUCACUGAUCGCGUUCAAAGUUUAUUUGUCUCAUCAGAGGCUCGAUGAGGAAACAGCGGAGGAAAUAAACCGAGACUGUGGCGUCCAUUACAUCCCCGCUGAGGUGACGGAGAACAGACGCUACCAGGCGGAAGUGGAGGAGGAGUGGAGCCCGCAGCAGGUCUAUGAGACGGUGAAUCAUGAGAUUAACAGGCCCCCUGAGAGUUGUGGCUGUGCUGCUGCUGGUAGGUCUCACAUGGCUGCUGGCAAACACAUUCUUCGGAGAGGAUAGUGGCUCAUCUGUGCGACAUUUCUUCAGUGGUGCAAGUGAGGAGCCAACUCCAGCCGAAGCCCAUCCUCGCAGGUAUAAAUGUGGACUUUCAUCUCCCUGUCCCUCAAAACAUUUGGCUUUCCGCCUGGUGUCCGGUGCUGCCAACGUCAUCGGUCCCAAAAUCUGCCUGGAGGACAAGAUGUUAGUGAGCAGUGUGAAGAACAACGUUGGCAGAGGACUGAACAUAGCUUUGGUGAAUGGGGUAACAGGAGAUCUCUUGGAUACAAAAAGCUUUGAUAUGUGGGCAGGAGAUGUUUCUGACCUGCUGAAGUUCCUCCGACCGCUCCACGAGGGAACACUCGUGUUUGUGGCUUCUUUCGAUGAUGCUGCCACAAAGAUGAACGACGAGACGAGGCGACUCUUUGAGGAGCUCGGGAGCACGGCUGUGAAGGAUCUGGCCUUCAGAGACAGCUGGGUGUUCGUAGGUGCCAAGGGCAUCGAGAACAAGAGUCCUUUUGAGCAGCGCAUGAAGAACAGUAAGAGCAACAACAAGUACGAAGGUUGGCCUGAGUCUCUGGAGAUGGACGGCUGCAUUCCUCUUCGACCCCCUCUGGAAGUAUAACUGCGCCAUGUCUUCCAUCACACUCACUUCCCGAGCACCUGCAGCAUGGGAUCCAGAUGACUGUUAGAAAGCUAAGGAGCUGCUGAACAACUGAAAAACCCUGAGACUUUGUGCCACGUAACCCUUUUUUGAAUUUUUCUUCCAAUGGCAGAAAGGAAUGCUGACUGAAAAGUUUGUCUCCGGACUUGAUAUAUUUAUAAUAACUGGAACCUGUGGUGGAAGAUUUGUGCAUUGGAAGGUUUUGUGAGCCACUUUCGAGUUGGUAAAGAAACUUGAGAGGCCAUAUGUUUCAAGACCAAAAAGUAACGGCGUCUAGUGAAUGAAUACAGCUGGAGUAGGUAUUCCAAAGUCAUUGUAGAAAAAUGGACACGUCUCCUCUCUUCAAGUCUGCCUGCGAGGUGUCAACAUUGUGAGCUUGAGUGACAGGAUCAUGAGGUGUCGUAAUCGUUGGCGGUAAAAGACGCCGAACCAGUUUUUUCACCAAUGCAAAUGGAAACCUAAUCCACAUCAGCACCAGACAAAUAUCUGAGGUCCACUAGUAGUUUUUAAAAGUUUUACUACGGUCCAUGUCUGUGUGAUGAUUUUAUAUUUAAAUCUGUUGAAAUAUGUUUUCUCGUGAUAUAUACAAGGCCAUGAUAUCGUUAUGCAUAGUGGUAGAUGUUAUUGCUUGCCACGUUUACAGGUUCUUUAAACAGCAAUUAUUCAUUUAACUACAAUUAAAUCUCUCUAUUUCAAGACUUUCAUUAAAGACACAGCCGACUGAUCGAGUGGAUUCAUCCUAACACUGCCCAUGGUUUUAAUGUUGUCAUAGGCCUGCAGGCAUUUUCCAACAGAGUGCUUUGUUUAAGAGGUUCAGCCUAAAUGUGUGUCUGUAGAUGCUUUUUCAAUUUCAAUUUCAUUUUCAUUUCAAUUUUAAAGAUUUUGAAUGUAUCCACCUGGCGUCUUGCAAGCCGAACGUGAAGGAAAUGUUCAACGCGUAGAAAUAGUAAAGAUUAUUUAUGUAUGUUUAGAAGUUCAUUUCAGCUGCCUUUUUCCUGGAUUACGUCAUAUUACCUCUGAGUGUCAUUGUUCUUUUUUUAACAAAGCAUCCAGGUCUGUGUUUAUAUUGUGACAAUGUGGCUGAAUAAUAAUAAUAAAUUAAAAAAUGCCCAUGAA
Molecule: messenger RNA, 2102 nt
Organism: Limanda limanda (common dab)
Lineage: Eukaryota; Metazoa; Chordata; Actinopteri; Pleuronectiformes; Pleuronectidae
Gene: fam3a
Product: FAM3 metabolism regulating signaling molecule A
Exons: 10
Coding region: 255-947 (230 amino acids)
Source: RefSeq, a predicted model, not a curated record